Molecule: messenger RNA, 4090 nt
Organism: Hemicordylus capensis (graceful crag lizard)
Lineage: Eukaryota; Metazoa; Chordata; Lepidosauria; Squamata; Cordylidae
Gene: MATR3
Product: matrin 3
Exons: 16
Coding region: 413-3094 (893 amino acids)
Cellular component (GO): nucleus
Molecular function (GO): zinc ion binding; RNA binding
Source: RefSeq, a predicted model, not a curated record
AAAGCGCAUGCGUAAAUUAGAUUAGCAGCAGUCUAAUACGGGAGCCGUGAGAGAUAGAGAGUUGCGUAGCUUGGCGUGCCUUGGUUUCUGGCCCUUUCUUCACAUUUUAUUGAUGUUAAGCGUUUGAGGUAGUAGUGGUUGUGACGACAAGUAAGGAAAGAACUACUUCUCACUGAGGUUUACAUCGCUUUCAUAAUCAGCCUUGUGGAUGCAGUGAAACCAUCUGCUGUGCAGCCCAACUUGGUGUUAGGAGACUUGUCUGGUGUUUCUCAGCUUGAAGAUGAUCUCCGGUCAUUAUUGAUCCCUUUUCUUGGCGUUACCUUUUUGAAGUGAAGUUUACCUAGCUUUCUAGUGUGAGCUUUCUUUUCAGACAUCUGUAACUGAUCCAUAAUAGACAAGCUAUAGUUCAGCAAUGUCCAAGUCGUUCCAGCACUCAUCUCUAAGUAGGGAUUCCCAAGGUCAUGGACGUGACCUGUCUGCAGGAAUAGGCCUUCUUGCUGCUGCUACCCAGUCUUUAAACGUGCCAGCAUCUCUUGGAAGGAUGAACCAGGGUACUGCACGCCUUGCUAGCUUAAUGAAUUUUGGAGUGAGUUCUUCAUUGAAUCAACAAGGAUCUCAUAGUGCGCUGUCUUCUGCUAGUGCAUCUUCCCAUGCUUUACAGUCUAUAUUUAACAUUGGAAGUAGAGGCCCACUCUCUCUGUCUUCUCAGCACCGUGGAGAUGCAGAGCAGGCCACUAACAUUCUGGCCAGCUUUGGUCUGUCUGCUAGAGACUUAGAUGAACUGAGUCGCUAUCCUGAGGACAAGAUCACUCCUGAAAACUUGCCUCAAAUUCUUCUGCAACUUAAGAGGAGGAGAGCUGAAGAAGUCACUUCACUGAGUUAUGGUAGAGAUGGCAGAUCAGCUGCACGGGAGCCGUCAUACAGAGUAUCUAGGGACGAUUGGGAAGAGAAAAGGCAUUUUAGAAGAGAUAGCUUUGACGAUCGUGGUUCUAGUCUCAACCCAGUGGUUGACUAUGAUCAUGGAAGUCGUUCUCAAGAAUCUGUUUAUUAUGACAGACUGGAUUAUGAAGAUGACAGAUUAAGAGAUGGAGAAAGGUGUAGGGAUGACUCUUAUUAUGGUGAGACUUCACAUAAGUAUCGUAAAUUUGACAGUGAGUAUGACAGAAUGGACCGGGGCCCUGAGAGAUCUCUCUUUGAAAAAAAGAGAGGCGCUCCUCCAAAUAGCAAUAUUGAAGACUUCCAUGGACUCUUACCGAAGGGUUAUCCCCAUCUGUGCUCUAUCUGUGAUUUGCCUGUUCAUUCUAAUAAGGAGUGGAACCAGCAUAUCGAUGGAGCAACACAUAGCCGACGUUGUCAACUUCUCCUUGAAAUAUAUCCAGAGUGGAACCCUGAUAAUGAUUCUGGACACGGAAUGGGCGAUCCAUUUAUGUUGCAACAGUCUACAAAUCCUGCUCCUGGAAUUCUGGGGCCACCUCCACCACCGUUUCAUCUGGGUGGGCCACCAAUUGGGUCAAGAGGGGCUGGAAAUGGAAGUAUGCAAGGACCAAGACACAUGCAGAAGGGCAGAGUGGAAACGAGUAGAGUUGUGCACAUCAUGGAUUUUCAGAGAGGAAAAAACUUGAGAUACCAGUUGCUUCAGCUUGUUGAACCAUUUGGAAUAAUCACAAAUCACCUAAUCUUGAACAAAAUUAAUGAAGCAUUUAUUGAAAUGUCUACCACUGAAGAUGCUCAAGCUGCAGUUGAAUAUUAUUCAGCAACACCAGCUUUAGUGUUUGGCAAACCUGUGAGGGUACAUUUGUCACAGAAGUAUAAAAGAAUAAAGAAACCAGAAGGGAAGCCUGACCCAAAAUUUGAGCCUCCCAAACAGGAACUUGGUCGUGUGAUCCAUCUCAGCAAUUUGCCUCACUCGGGAUAUUCGGACAAUGCUGUGCUGAAAUUAGCUGAGCCCUAUGGAAAAAUAAAGAACUACAUACUGAUGAGAAUGAAGAGCCAGGCUUUCAUAGAAAUGGAGACCAGAGAAGAUGCUGUAGCAAUGAUGGAGCACUGUUCCAACAAAGCCAUUUGGUUUCAGGGACGAUGUGUCAAAGUAGACUUGUCUGAAAAAUACAAGAAGUUAAUAUUAAGGAUUCCCAACAAAGGAGUGGACUUGCUGAAGAAAGAUAAACCUCGAAAAAGAGGUCUUUCUCCAGACAGCAAAGACUCUGGAAGUGAUAAGAAAUGCAAGUUGGAGGAUAAUGAAAAAAUGGAAAGCAACAGUACGGAAGACAAAGAGGAAAGGAGAGAUGAGGCAGAGAGAAUGGAUACCAAAGGUGGUGAACAGGCAGAUCAAGAGGAGCCAAACUUGCUCCUGGAAUCUGAAGACGAAUUGUUGGCAGAUGAAGAUGAAGCCGCAGCAUUACUAGAAAGUGGCAGCUCAGCAGCAGAUGAUACUGAUGUGGCCAACUUGGGCGAUGUGGCUACUGAACAAAAGGAAGCUGCUGAGGAUGAAAACACCACAAAGAGUGAAGGGAGUGUUGGUGCUACAGCGGCAAAAAAGCUCAAAAAGCAGCGACUUACAGGUGGCUUUCCAAGAAGCAUGGAAGGUUUUGUCACUCUGGAUGAAGUUGGUGAUGAGGAAGAUUCAGAACAUCAGAAACAACGUAAAUCUGGCAUGGCUAAAGCUGCUGUAAAAAGUGAGGACAGCAUGACUGAAAAUAAGGUUGAAAAAGCUGAGGCAACAGGGCAGGAAAAUGAAGCAUUAGAAAAUGGUGCCAAAACAGAGAACUUGAAGCUAGAAACAUCUGAAGCGACUGACCACACAGGGACACAAGAGAAAGAUAAAAACGAAAACACAGAAGUGCAAGAAUCGAAGUCGGCCCGUGAGAAACGUGCUGUUGCAGAUGAGCCUAGAGUGGGACCAUAUCAGCCCAAUGUUCCUGUUGGUGUGAACUUUGUGGUGCCCAGAGCUGGGUUUUACUGCAAACUGUGUUCCUUGUUCUACACAAAUGAAGAUGCUGCGAAAAAGGUCCACUGCAGCAGUCUUGCACAUUAUCAAAAGUUGAAGAAACACAUGGACAAAAUGGCUGGAGAUCAGAAGCAGACGAAAGAAGCUUAAGUGUAUGCAAAAAAACUUUAAGGCUUGAGGAUUUAACAAAACUUUUAUUUUUAAUGUUAAUCUUAAUACAGUAAAAUUGGGGAAACUCUAUAUGAGAUAGGUUUUAGUAGAAUAAAUAGAAGUAUAAUUCUGUUAGUGUGUUCAAUGUUAUGCAAAAUAUGCAUUCUAAGUCAAACCAAUAUUUGUUUAUAGAAACCUGGGGGUGAUGCCAGAAUUUCUGUGGUGAUGGAUGUAUUAUCACAUUUUGAAGAGCCGAGCUGAUUUCAUCAGCAUUUACUCUUCAGGCUUCAAAUAAUUCCCCUAAUGUUGGUUCUCUUAAACAGUUAAUAUCUUUUCCUCUGGAACAUUCCAUAUUCCAGUCUGGGUCUAGCUGAUACCUUAUUUUCAAGACAUACUCAUAAUUUUUUUCACCUUUGAGGAGUCUAUAUUAAAACAUAUGCAGUUUUUUAAAAAAAGUUGCAAACACUUUGUUUUAGUGGCAGUGUAAUACUUAGAGAAUAGGAAAACUAAUUACCAGCUUUGAAAAGACUUGUUUCCUCAGCAUUUCAUUUAUGUCCUCGUAUAGCAGAAAGUAAAUUCUUCUGACCAGUAUUAUUUUCCUGAGCUCUUGCUUGCUGCUUUAAUUUAGUACUUUUCAUACAUCUCCAGUAUAAGCAAAGGCAGCAUUCAAAGCCUAACUGUGUAAAUAGUUAACUUUUUAUGUUUAUGUAACUUUUCAUACUUCAGCUCUGAUCCUAGACCGGUUACAAAGCUGCCCCUGAAGGCUUCCUUCAAAGUAACAUGUUUAGAAUUGGGGCAUACAUCUUCAGAUUGGUUUCAUCCUAGGACUGUGCUCUUGAUGUAUCGUUAUACGGCUGGUGUGAAUGGGAAUUUGCAUGUAUAAUCUGUUUUUCAUGUAGUCUUAUUGAUGAUUUAACAGCUUACAUAUGUGCGGUUUCAAGUUAUUGUAGUGAGAAACCAAUAAACCAAACCAGUCUUGUUUUGUUAGUCUUUUUA